Thecamonas trahens ATCC 50062 is the source of this 1123-nucleotide messenger RNA. Its product is annotated as ribosome maturation protein SBDS. Bases 40 to 798 code for a protein of 252 amino acids. NCBI's taxonomy places the organism in Eukaryota, Apusomonadida, Apusomonadidae. Gene Ontology annotation, biological process: cytosolic ribosome assembly; ribosome biogenesis. The transcript has a single exon. The record is from RefSeq and is a predicted model, not a curated record.
AGCCAUUGCAAGGAGUCACAACAUACUCAAGAAUUUAACAUGGCUGUGUUCACUCCCGUCAACCAGGUGAGACUCACUAAUGUGGCGGUGGUCCGUCUCAAGAAGGGCGGGAAGCGGUUUGAGCUGGCGUGCUAUCCCAACAAGGUCAUCGACUGGCGUGAUGGCAUCGAGACGGAUCUGGACGAGGUGCUGCAGACGGACGUUGUCUUUACCAAUGUCUCCAAGGGAUCCGUGGCGAAGGACAAGGAUCUGCAUCGUGUGUUCAAGACAGAGGACAAGAACGUCAUUCUCGAGACAAUUCUCACAAAGGGCCAGGUCCAGGUAUCGGGCAAGGAGCGAGCCAAGGUUCGCUCCUCGGUCCUCUCUGAGAUCAUCGAGAUCAUCGCCACCAAAUGCGUCAAUCCCGAGACACAGCGCCCGUACCCGAGCGGCAUCAUCGAGCGCGCGGUCAAGGACCUCAACUUUUCUGUUCAUCCCAAGCACUCGGCCAAGAAGCAGGCGCUAGAGCUCAUCCCGCAGCUUGCCGAGGUGCUGCCCAUUGAGCGCGCAAGCAUGCGCCUUCGCAUCACCACCCCGGCCAAGGUCGGCAAGGCUGUCAAGUCCCGUAUUGAGGAUCAGGUCUCAACCCUCACGGUCGAGGACGAGGAUUGGGGCUCGGUCUUUGAGAUGGUCGCGCUUGUCGAUCCCGGCGCAUAUCGCGCCAUCGACUCGAUCGUCGGCUCGCUUGCCCGCGGCCAAGGCCGCGUCGAGAUCCUCGACACUACCGUCAUCGAGGACGGCGAGGAGGCGCUCGAGUAACUGUUGCUGUCCCUGCUGCGCUUUGGAAGGGCACAGGCUAUCGCCACUUUGUCGCUGGCACCGGCCACUAGCCCCCCCUUAUGAACGCCCGUGCCUCCUUGUCCUUGUAUGCGCUGGAGUAUGUCAUUAUGUUCAUAUGUUUACAGUCACUCUAGCCAUGCGGUUAAGCCACAAGCGACAUCGGCGCCUUGAACACCUCGGUGACAAAGACUGCAAAGUGCGCCAUGACCGACUCGCCAGAGACCGGCGCGAUGAGCCACUCCCACGCUGCAGGCGGAAGGAUGGCGUACGGCAGCUUAACAAAGAUGUUAAACGCCAGCAUCCG